Racocetra persica is the source of this 272-nucleotide messenger RNA. Lineage: Eukaryota; Fungi; Glomeromycota; Glomeromycetes; Diversisporales; Gigasporaceae. The record is from the annotation of a GenBank genome assembly.
AAAUUGUUAGCCAAAAAUUAACUCUGGGCGAAACCAAAGAAACUACCCAAGCUCUCCCCUUUUUAGGUUUAAUGAAGACGGGCGGCUGGGGAGAAUUAACCAAAGAAAUUCACCGAGGACAGUUCAGCGAAGGAGUUUUUAAACCCAAUAUUGAAAGUAGUCGCAGAAACGAACAAAGAAAUCAACAAAUAGCCCGCAUUAUUACGGCUAUGCUUGAAUGUGAAGUAUUUUUUGUUGCUUAUAUUGAAAAAUACCGAGCGAAAUAUACUUGA